Nanorana parkeri is the source of this 1348-nucleotide messenger RNA. RefSeq lists its product as uncharacterized. The transcript is spliced from 3 exons. The coding region runs from base 95 to 1294 and encodes 399 amino acids. NCBI's taxonomy places the organism in Eukaryota, Metazoa, Chordata, Amphibia, Anura, Dicroglossidae. The record is from RefSeq and is a predicted model, not a curated record.
CGCAAAGAUGGCGGACACCUGCUGUAGGAAGUGACGCUGGAGGAGGAACAGUCUAAUCCCACGUCUAGGAGAAGAAGAACCACAUUUUAAAGACAUGGAUUCCUAUACAGUCCUCUACCUGAUGUUAGGUUUGGUGCAGCUGAAGCUGCUUUUGGAGCAGUCAAACCAGCGGAGGAAGAAGAGGCCACAUCGUAGGUACUGGGUGCAUCCCACUGUCUCCCGUCGACUUACCAAAGGUCACUUUCAUACCUUGUACCAUGAGCUACGCAGAUACCCGCAGAAGUUCUAUGAAUAUGCUCACAUGAGAGUGACAACUUUUGAUGCUUUGCUGGAAAUAUUGAGGCCGCGCUUAAUGCGAGCCAGAACCAAUAUGAGGCUUCCAGUUUCUGCAGAAGAGCGUCUGCUGGUAACAAUGCGGUUUUUGGCAACAGGGGAAUCCUUCUCUUCCCUGCAUUUCCAAUUCCUUUUGGGCAAAGUCACCAUACAUACUAUUGUGCAUGAUACAUGUGAUGCAAUUUGGACCCUGCUGAAGGAUGAUGUAAUGCCUGAGCCCACCGAGGAAAAAUGGUUGCAAAUCAGCAAGGAGUUUGAAAAGAACAGCAAUUUUCCACACUGUAUUGGAGCAUUAGACAGCAAGCAUAUUCGGAUUCAAAUGCCUCCAAAUAGUGGCUCCAAAUUCAGCAAUUAUAAAAAAUAUUUUUCUGUUUUGCUGACGGCUAUUGCCGAUAGCAAUUACAAUUUUGUCACUAUUGACGUCGGGACGUAUGGAAGCUCUGCUGACUCGCAGGGUUUCCGAAACUCUGCUAUGGGAAAGAGGAUUUUGGAUGGAAGAUUUCAUAUUCCCAGUCCCAGGCCUUUGGAAGAAAAUGGAGAUCCCUUCCCUUAUGUCAUAGUUGCAGAUGAUGCAUUUUCUCUGUCUACCUCCAUCAUGAAGCCUUAUCCCAAGCGGGGUCUGGAUCUUAAAAGAAAAACCUUUAAUUCCAGGCUAACCCGAGCUCAACGUUUGGUGGAGAAUACAUUUGGUAUACUGACAACGAAAUGGAGAGUGUUUAAAAGCGCAAUUCAGAUGAACCCUAGCAAUAUUGACACAAUUGUCAAAAGUGCAUGCGUUCUCCAUAACUUUGUUUGCCAGAAGGAGGGACAUAAUUUUGAGGACCCCCUUGUCCAUAAUUUAGAAGAUGUUUCCUGGCCCUCUGUACGAAGCACCAAUGAAGCAUGGAAUAUUAGGGAGAAAUUUGCCAAGUAUUUUAUGUCGCCUGCUGGAGAGCUUCCCUUGCAGAAUUCCAAAGUUUAAGCUCCUUUUUAGUUUUUUUUUUUUAAUUCCUUAUAAACCAUAGACCUUACUGUU